Staurois parvus is the source of this 505-nucleotide messenger RNA. Lineage: Eukaryota; Metazoa; Chordata; Amphibia; Anura; Ranidae. The record is from the annotation of a GenBank genome assembly.
UCCUCAGUCCAACGCUGUCCUCACAGUCUUCUCUCUCGGUGCUGGCAUCUUUAGUGUGAACACCCGGCUGUCCACAGUCUCUGGUCAUCUGUAGUAUGUCCGCAGUCUCUAGUCAUCUGUAGCAUGUCUGCAGUCUCUGGUCAUCUCCUGUAGUAUGUCUGCAGUCUCUGGUCAUCUGUAGCAUGUUCGCAGUCUCUGGUCAUCUCCUGUACUUUGUCCGCAGUCUCUGGUCAUCUCCUGUACUGUGUCUGCAGUCUCUGGUCAUCUCCUGUACUGUGUCCGCAGUCUCUGGUCAUCUCCUGUACUGUGUCCGCAGUCUCCCGUCAUCCCCUGUACUUUGUCCGCAGUCUCUGGUCAUCUCCUGUACUAUGUCUGCAGUCUCUGGUCAUCUCCUGUACUGUGUCUGCAGUCUCUGGUCAUUUCUUAUACUAUGUCUGCAGUCCAUUGGUUCAGAAUAUUUUUUUUCUUGUUUUCUCCUCUAAAACCUAGGUGCAUCUUAUGGUCA